This is a messenger RNA of Kwoniella shivajii, 822 nucleotides long. RefSeq lists its product as uncharacterized. Gene Ontology annotation, biological process: regulation of DNA-templated transcription. The transcript has 7 exons. NCBI's taxonomy places the organism in Eukaryota, Fungi, Basidiomycota, Tremellomycetes, Tremellales, Cryptococcaceae. The record is from RefSeq and is a predicted model, not a curated record. Gene Ontology annotation, cellular component: nucleus. The coding region runs from base 1 to 822 and encodes 273 amino acids. Gene Ontology annotation, molecular function: DNA-binding transcription factor activity, RNA polymerase II-specific; transcription cis-regulatory region binding; zinc ion binding.
AUGCUUAAAGUAAAUGUUAAGCCUGCGUGCUUGCGAUGCCGUUCUCGCAAGUCAAAAUGUUUAGGUAGAUCAGAAGGCAACGAUUGUCAAGGCUGUGUAUCGGCUGGAGUUCAAUGUGAGAUAGUCCCCCACAGAAGGGGUAGGAAAGUCGGAACAAGAAGAGCCCAGUCGUUGCAUGAUGGGGAGAGCGACAUAGCGCCGAAUGCCAGACGUCCUGGCCACGAGAGAGUCCAACAUCCUCCACCGCAUUUGAUACGGCCUUACGCCCCUAUCGUCGCCCUUCCAUCUCCUACAUCCUCAAUUAGAGUUACGUCGCAAGAAUAUACCGAUAUAGGACCCUCGGUAAGACGCACAUCGUCUAUCGCAAGGAUUUUCUCGGAGAAAAGACAUGAGGAAAGAAUAGUGAGGCCUGGCAAUUUGCCGCUAUGGAGGGAAGAUCCUAUCAUUUGUGGGUAUAUCGAUGAGAAAAUGGCUAGGAGUUUGUUCCAUCUCUUCAUGCGAAAGAUCGCUCCGAAUGUUUACAUAUUUGACGAAAGUCUGCAUACAUACGAAUAUGUACAGCGGACAUCUUCGUUCUUGUUCUGCGCUAUUAUAGCGAUAGCGGCAAAAUUCUCGCCAGAACAGACGACCCUCACACUCAAGAAAUGUUCUGCCCUCGCCAAAGAUCAGAUAUUGAGAGUAUUCGCAGAUGACAUCAAGUCAGAGGAGACUGUUCAAGCAUUAUUUGUCCUGACCGAGUAUAAGGAAGCGGAUGAUGAGAACGCUUUUCUUCUGCUUGGUAUUGUAAGUUCAUCCCAAAGUCAACCCCCAGACGCCCAUUAG